Aplysia californica (California sea hare) is the source of this 582-nucleotide messenger RNA. RefSeq names its product tenascin-R-like. The coding region runs from base 1 to 582 and encodes 193 amino acids. The transcript is spliced from 2 exons. Lineage: Eukaryota; Metazoa; Mollusca; Gastropoda; Aplysiida; Aplysiidae. The record is from RefSeq and is a predicted model, not a curated record.
AUGGGCUCGAGUGUUGUCCUGUUGUACGGUGUAGCCUGGAUGGUUCUGCACAAACUGUGCCACACGUGGCUGCAAGAUGGUGGCUACGUAGUUGGCGCCAUUCUAUGCUGUCGGAGCAUGUACCAGUGCCGUCCUGUGGUCUGUUGUGAUUCCGCCCCAGACCAUCACCUGCCCAUAUCCCCGGUCAGGGAUUUUAUGUACACACUGAGACGGUACGAACUGAGGGUUGAUAUCUCAUUCAACGGACAGGACUAUUAUGCUAACUACGAUAACUUCACUCUCUUUGGAGAAGCGGAAAACUACAGAAUCCGGGUAUCAGGAUAUUCGGGUAAUUCAUCUAAUGGACUCUCCUACCACAAUGACCAGCCUUUCACAACCAAAGACCGCGACAACGAUGCGAAAAGUUCGGACAACUGCGCCGUAGAGUACCACGGUGCUUGGUGGUACAAGACCUGCCACAACUCCAACCUCAACGGCAAAUGGGGAAGUCAGGAAUACGGAGAGGGCUUGGUAUGGGGCACCACCACCGGCCAGUACGAUUCGGCGACUUUUACUGAAAUGAAGAUCCGACCCCUUGAUUGA